Bactrocera oleae (olive fruit fly) is the source of this 917-nucleotide messenger RNA. RefSeq names its product tRNA splicing endonuclease subunit 2 (gene Tsen2). NCBI's taxonomy places the organism in Eukaryota, Metazoa, Arthropoda, Insecta, Diptera, Tephritidae. Gene Ontology annotation, biological process: tRNA splicing, via endonucleolytic cleavage and ligation; tRNA-type intron splice site recognition and cleavage. Gene Ontology annotation, cellular component: tRNA-intron endonuclease complex. Gene Ontology annotation, molecular function: tRNA-intron lyase activity; nucleic acid binding. The record is from RefSeq and is a predicted model, not a curated record.
GAACACUCUGUGCCUCUUUACUAAAUUUUGACAACCAGCUGAUUGUCAACCUAUUUGAAAUUAAAAAAAAAAUAGUGAAUAAACAAUAAUAAAGUAUAUAAUGAUAAAGUCGAAGAUGCCUUUUUAACCAAUUCUAUACAUUUCGUUUAAUUGUCAGAACUGUUAAUAUUGAUAAUGUUAUUUACUCCAUUAAUUAAGCAAAAGAAAGGUGCUAGCAAAAGCUCAUUGCAACCGCCUUUUCCUGACGGCUCUCCGGUAAUUGGAGUGUUCACCGGUAUUUCGGUUGAGGUGUGCGCUGCUGAAGAUAUUAGAAAAGUAUACGAAAAUGGAUUUUUUGGGAAAGGUAGUAAAUCAAGGGGAGCGCCAAAAUUAGUAACGAAGGGUACUAUCGAUGAUACCGAGAGUCUAUCACUAGAAUUGGAAGAGUCUGCAUUUCUCGCUUAUUUUGUCGGUGUCUUAUGUAUUCACGAUAUCCAAUGUAACGAAAUGCAAUAUAGAGAAUUUUUCGAAGCUGCGAGAAACGUUAAUCCGAAUUUUCUAGAAUGUUUCGGUUCCUAUCUAUAUCUUAAGUCAAAAGGAUGGAUUAUAAAAAGUGGUAUUAAAUUCGGCGGCAACUUUUUGAUUUACAAAAAAGGGCCGCGUUUUAACCAUGCUAGUUUCAUUAUUUUUGUGCAUCCUAAAUCCGAUACGAAAGAUAUCUCAAUCAAAGAUCUCAAAGGACUUCAGCGGAUUGCCGAAACUUCAGAUAAGGAUGUUUUGUUGCUGGAUGUAAUGAAACCGAAUGAUUUAACUUAUAAUACUCUUUCCGAUAUUGCUGCACUUAAAAUAUCAGAAACAAUAGUUCGACGAUUUAACAGCACUUCAUUUGUACAAAGCCAAAAGAUAACAAAAUGAAUUAUAUUGAACAAUGAAAAUUA